AGAUCAAACUCAUCAUAAUUUCUUCAUGUUUCUCUAUAAAUUAAGGGUUUUCAUUUCCUCUUUAUCUCUCGAUUCCUCCGCCGGUAAGCUUCGUCUUUGCUCCGAAACUAUCUUCUUUCUUUUUCUUAGCUUUCCUUUGAUCGUGGGUUUCACCUUCGCACCUGCCGAAGACGGGUCUAUGUUUCCUGUUUUUUGCUUAAUUUGAAGAGAUUGUGGUUCGUGAAGGUGUUUUCUUUGUUUAAUUUUGGUGGGUGUCGCGCUUUCUGUGCAACCACAUCUUGAUUAGGCUUGAUUAUGGCUUCUUAAGUGGUGGAAAGAGUUUCUUUUAGCUGGGCUGAAACUGGAAUUUUGGUUUCGGGUCUCGGUUUUCUCUGGAGAUUUUGUUACUUGCUUAAGAUUGAAAUCAUUUUGUGGUUUGAGUGGUUAAAGAGUUGGAUCUCUUCUUUUUUAGAGAUGGGUACUCUUUAAUGAAUAUUGCAUCUCAUGGGUGAAUGGGGCUAAAUUUAUUGAAGAUGCUAUUGAUGAAAUUUUAUGUAAUUUCCUGUGCCUCCUACAACAUUUUAAAUGCUUGCUUCUCGUGAGUUAUAUGCGACAUUAGAAUAAUGGUGUUGCUUGGCUUUGGUUUCAUGAUGUUUAGAUGAUGUAGGCCCUUAAUAAAGGCCAAUUGGUAUAAUCUUUUAAUGUUUUGUGUCUUUUUCUUUUUCUUGAUAUACUUUCGAUUAGGGUGCAUUUUUUGAUAUAGUUUUAUGAGCGCCCAUCAAUUAUUAUCUUCUGCUAGUACUUUGUUUGAAGUUAUUCUGGCUUCAUCUUAACUGAAUGAGGAUUUCAGAGUUGAUAUCUUAUGGUUUUACAAAGCAUGCUAAGUCAUAAAAUUGUUGACAUUGGGGUUAGGGCCAAAUGCCUGAAUCUAGUCAUUAAUGAACUAUUAUUACUAUCUUAAAAUGAGGUUUUCUGAAUUGGUUUAUUCUUGGUUCACCGUUCACUUUGACAGCCAUCUGUUGUUUCUCUGCUCAAGCAGAGAGUGCAUAGUUUGACCAUUCAGCUUUCAUUUUAUUUAUUUAAUAACAAAUAUUUGUGCAUUCUACAUGCUUCUGUUGUGAUUGAGCUGUACUUACUAUGUAUUUUCUACUGCUUAUGUUUUACAAAUCUUAAGAACUGCGUUUUAUGGAUUUAAAAGCUUCUAACAAAUUACUGCAUACUCU
This is a messenger RNA of Rubroshorea leprosula, 1202 nucleotides long. The record is from the annotation of a GenBank genome assembly. NCBI's taxonomy places the organism in Eukaryota, Viridiplantae, Streptophyta, Magnoliopsida, Malvales, Dipterocarpaceae.